AAUUCCUUCGCACUUAUGUAAGGAAGGUGCGAAUCCCGUGUCGAUGUUUCAAGUUGUCGCGGAGUUCGGUCUCUUCACCCACCCGCUACCGAAAGACCCCGUUAACCCCGCUGCUGCCCAGAUGUCAGGCGGCCUGUAAGCAAAUAUCAAGGUUCAAGCUCUUUGUGUUCGCCUUCCACGUUAUCAGAUAAAUAGGACACACAAUACAGUUGGUUUGGCAGCACAUUCACACUUCGUCCACCUCCCAUCGAACAUCUUCGGCUAGUUAACCCAGAAGUGCGAAUCAAACCAAGCAUGGCUCCCCCCAAGUCACUCGAGAACAUAGCCGUUGUCGGCGCCACUGGACACAUCGGCGGGGUCAUUGUGUCCGCGCUGCUCAAGACCGGCAAGCACACCAUCACCGCCCUGACUCGCGCCGCGAGCAGGGGUGUCCUGCCGGCCGGCGUCAAGCGCGUCCAGGUCGACUACAACGACCAGGAAACGCUGGUCGCCGCUCUGCGCGGCCAGGACUUCCUCAUCAUCACCCUCGCCGUCAGGGCGCCUGGGGACACCCACAGCAAGCUCGUCCAGGCCGCCGCCGCCGCCGGCGUGCCGUACGUCAUGCCCAACAACUACGGCAGCGACAUCCGCAACCCCAAGCUCGCUGAGGAUACCUACGGGGCCGUGAUCAAGGAGCAGAUCGACGAGAUAGAGAGACUCGGGGUGGCCUACGUCUCGCUGGCGUGCGCCGUGUGGUACGAGUGGAGCCUGGCCCUGGGCGAGCCGUGGUUCGGCUUCGACAUCAAGGCCCGCAAGGUGACCUUCUUCGACGACGGCAAGACGGUGGUCAACACGAGCACCUGGGAGCAGUGCGGCCGGGCCGUGGCCGCGCUGCUCAGCCUGCCCGAGACGGGCGCGUCGCCCGCGCUGGCCGACUGGAAGAACGAGCCCGUCUACAUCCGCAGCUUCCAGGUCAGCCAGCGCGAGAUGCUCGACAGCCUCCACCGCGUGCUCGGCACCACCGACGCCGACUGGACCAUCUCGUACGAGCCGGCCGCCAAGCGCGCCCAGGACGGGCAGGCCGAGCUCGCCAACGGCGUGCUCACGGGCGUCGCCAAGACCAUGUAUGCUAAGUACUUCAUGCGCUCCAAGGCGGGCGAGCUGGACUUCCCCAAGCUGGACAACGCCGUGCUCGGCCUGCCGGAAGAGAGCUUGGACGAAGCUACCAAGCGCGCUGUGGAGAUGGUCGAAAGCGGCUGGAACCCGCUUGAUGGUUGAUUUUAGUGUGUUCUAAUUAGCUGGAAUUGCGAAGAGACCGUUUCGUGUCUGCUUUCGCUGACAGCCUGAUUCUGGCGAUGCCGACUUUCAUACUGCGACGGCCCUAAGAUCCCUUGAGCGAAAAACGAAGCCUGG
Thermothielavioides terrestris NRRL 8126 is the source of this 1392-nucleotide messenger RNA. RefSeq lists its product as uncharacterized. NCBI's taxonomy places the organism in Eukaryota, Fungi, Ascomycota, Sordariomycetes, Sordariales, Chaetomiaceae. The coding region runs from base 295 to 1257 and encodes 320 amino acids. The record is from RefSeq and is a predicted model, not a curated record. The transcript has 2 exons. Gene Ontology annotation, molecular function: oxidoreductase activity.